AAGCAGUUUACGUGAAAGCUCUGUGGAGUUAACUGUUGUGGUGACCCAACUUUUAAAGCCAGACUCUUUGCCAGACUCCCCAGCUCAGAGGUUUCCUGCUAACAGAAAGUGGUUCACGUAAUUUAACAAAUAAAGGAUGGACAGGAAGCAAUGUUGUGUGAAGCUGUCGGUUCAGCCAUCCAGAGGGCUCAUGGAUGAGAAAUUCAUUGUCCUCGUCCAGAAUGCCCUGCCUGGUUCCCAACUAACCAUCCGUGCCUUGCACCAGUGUGAAGAUGGACACAGCUGGGAAGCGUUUGGUCACUACACUGCCGAUACCACAGGGACCAUCAAUCUUUCAGAGGAUCCCAGUAUACGUGGGACAUAUUCCGGAGUCGAACAGAUGGGUCUACUGUGGAGCCUCAGACCAAUUCCAGGCAGCAAACCUGGGCUGAGGAUGCGAAAGAAAAACAUCCAGACUCCCAUGGAGGUCACAAUUUCGGUUUACCAGGGUCACCAGACAGAGGGCUUCGCAGAUCUGGUGCCACUCUCUGGUGUGGUGGUGGAGCGCUGGUAUAUGGCACCUGGUGUGCGAGGAUUCCAGUUACAGAAGGUGGACUCACCGCAGCCUUUUUUUUUGCCCUUGGGACCUGGACCUUUUCCUGGCCUCCUGGAUCUAUAUGGGCUUGGAGGGCAGUUGGUGGAGUACCGUGCAGCACUCUUGGCCUCCCAUGGCUUCGCUAGUAUGGCCAUCGACUACGUGAAUUCUAAAUUCACCAUAGAAACUGGAAAGAUGGUGGACAGCCAGUAUUUUGAGACAGCCUACAGAGUCCUGCAGCAACAUCCUCAGGUCUGCAAGAGCAGGAUAGCCAUGAUAGGUUUUUCCUUUGGCACCAGUAUCACCCUCAAGAUGGCUAUUUACUCUGAAAUUAUAAAACUCAGUGCUGCAGUGUGCAUCAGUGGGAGUCAUGUGCAGCCAGUUGAUGGAUCCGUGGAGGAAAUACUGAGGUUCUCUUACAAAAAUGCUGGGAAGACUCGCUUCAGUGAAAAAGACGAGAAGAUCUGGCGAGAUCAGUUGUUGCCCAUCCCCACCGACCCUUCACUCAAAGCCGAUGUGGGACGACUACAGUGUCCUCUGUUGCUGCUUGUAGGUGAGGAUGAUCAGAGCUGUCCAGCCCAAGAGUCAGCACUCGAUAUUAAGGAAAUGAUGGCACAAGCGGGGAACAGUCAUCUGCUCACUGUCCUGUCGUACCCAAACGCAGGUCACCUGAUCGAGCCUCCUUACACACCACAUACCAGAUCUAGCAAUUUCAGGACAACUGGAAUGCCUGAAAAAGUGAUGUAUCUGUGGGGUGGACAAACGGUGGAACAUUCUCGAGCUCAGGAGGAUGCCUGGAAGAAGAUCCUGGUUUUUCUCAGGGAGAAUCUGUAUGGUGGCAGAAACCCUACCUUAUUUUCUCACCUGUAAUCAAAAUGACAACAUGAUUGAGUUCCAAAGUGAAUCCAAGGUGAAAAUAUUUGUCUAAGACAUAGUUAGGUGAGGCGACAAUGGAAGCUCUCUCUGGCAAUCACUAUGCAAUGCAUUGCUAUAAAGAUAUUGAUUAUGGCCUUUGGAUUACUAAUGAAAAAUUAUUAUCUUUUUAAUAGAAAUAGCCAACAGGUGUAAUGGCUUUUGCAGUAGGAAGCUUUCUGCCACUUAACGUGGUCAUUCAAUCAGAAACCACUUUUACAGAAAGACAAGCAGAAACAAUUGUUUCCCAACCAAAUACUCACAAAAAAACCCAUCUUCUUGCACUAUACCCAUUUAACAGGAUAAAUUGGAUCAGGUUAAACCAUACCAUUUGUGCUGCCCAUCUGUACUCCUUCCUGACUGAAGAACUGUAAAAUGUCUUUACUACUAUAAUUAAAUAAAUAUCUAUUAUAUUACCAAAAAUUAUUUACUGUUAACUGAAAAUGGCAAGUGGUGAAGGAAUUUUUUUUAAACCAUUCCUUUAGGAAAAGAAGCAAUAAAAUACUGAAAACACAUCAAUACACAUAAAACUUUAUUACUGGAAAAUUGUGCAUAAAGUAUCAAAACUAUAAAUAACUAUUUCGCAUCAGUGUUAAAUUGAUUAAUAUUAUUGCUGCAUGUGUUUUAGAUGUUUAAGUUUAAUGUCCAGCAUCAAAUUUAGAAACACAGACCUACAUCUUUAGUUUUUAGAAAGUGUAUUAAAAUUUUUACAUUAUUAAUAAAAAAAACCCCAGCUGAAUUAAAAGGCAUGAUCAGCGUGUGAUAUGUUUAACUGUCAAUAUCUACAGAGAGAAUUAAAAUACGAAUGAAUCAA
Oreochromis aureus is the source of this 2300-nucleotide messenger RNA. Its product is annotated as peroxisomal succinyl-coenzyme A thioesterase-like. Gene Ontology annotation, biological process: acyl-CoA metabolic process; fatty acid metabolic process. Gene Ontology annotation, molecular function: fatty acyl-CoA hydrolase activity. Bases 137 to 1444 code for a protein of 435 amino acids. The transcript is spliced from 11 exons. Lineage: Eukaryota; Metazoa; Chordata; Actinopteri; Cichliformes; Cichlidae. The record is from RefSeq and is a predicted model, not a curated record.